CUGAGAUAGCUUGGCAUCAAAGAAGAAAAGAGUGGGUCGGUGAUGAAUCCCAGAAGCCAAGGAGAAUGUAUAAAGAACCAGUUAUGAGGUUUUUUUUGAGAUGGAUAUGGUUGCUUGAAGCAAAUUCAAACCUGAUAUUAUGAUUGGCAUCAUGAUGUGAGAUGAAAUUGCUGGACCACAACCUAUGAGGACCUGCUCUUAUCCACUGAUCGUUUUCAUCAGCCAAUCCCAUUAGCUCAGAAGUGUUCACGCUCUUGAGGAUGAGAUGGGACAACAACAGAAAGAGCAAGCAGUACUGGGACAGCUCAGUCAUUAAUAUCAAUUUGAAUGGUGGAGCUGAGAGCAUCAAUUUAGAUGUGCUGUCAAACUUUGACAGAGUUUGAAUGUUCAAUCUCUAUCUUCUUGCCCCCUUGGAGAUAAGUGCUGUGAAACUUAAGGUAUCCCUCUAUGGGUAGAUUUGAUUUUAUUAUCCUGGGGCAAUUUGAUGGCUCUGUGUCUCCUUCAUGAGUGGUUCGCAUGAUGUGGAAAAGGUUUCUUUUGGAAAACCCAUCAUCAUUAUGCCUCUUAGAAUCAUGCAAAUCCUUCAAGCAAGGACUCCAGAUUCAUGCUCAAACCAUUGUUAAUGGUCUCCACCACCAAAUCUUCUCCAUAAGCAGACUCAUUUCGUUCUUUUCCCUUUUGGGUUCCAAAGAUGGUCUCGAUCAUUCUUGCCUUCUUUUCUCACAAAUUGAUUGUCCAAAUUUGUUCAUGUGGAAUACCAUGAUCAGGGGCUACUCUCGCAGUGAUAACCCUCGAGAAGCAAUUGUCCUGUACAUGUCUAUGAUAGCUAAAGGUAUUGCGCCACCCAAUAAUUUCACCUUCCCAUUCCUACUCAAUUCUUGUGCAAGGUUAUCCAGCCUAGAGCCAGGGCACGAGGUUCAUUCUCACAUAAUAAAACAUGGGUUUGAAUCAGAUCUAUUUGUUAGGAAUGCCCUAAUUCAUCUUUAUUCUGUUUUUGGAAAUUUAAACCUUGCACGCACUCUAUUUGAUGAAAGCCUUGUUAGAGAUCUUGUUUCAUACAAUACCAUGAUAAAAGGGUAUGCCGAAGUAAAUCAACCUGAAUCUGCUCUGUGCCUCUUUGGAGAAAUGCAGAAUUCGGGUAUUCUGCCUGAUGAAUUUACUUUUGUUGCUUUAUUUUCUGUUUGCUCUGUUCUAAAUGAACCCAAUGUAGGAAAGCAGAUACAUGCCCAGGUUUAUAAGAACUUGAGUUCCAUUGAUUCUAAUAUAUUGCUGAAGAGUGCUAUUGUUGAUAUGUAUGCAAAAUGUGGGUUGAUAAACAUAGCUGAGCGAGUAUUUAGUACAAUGGGAACUAGCAAAAGUGCUGCAGCUUGGAGUUCUAUGGUAUGUGGUUAUGCUCGAUGUGGAGAAAUCAAUGUUGCGAGGAAAUUGUUUAAUCAUAUGCAUGAAAGAGAUGUAAUUUCUUGGACAGCCAUGAUUAGUGGCUACACUCAAGCAGGGCAGUGCAGUGAAGCUUUGGAGCUUUUCAAAGAGAUGGAGGCAUUGGGCAUAAAACCAGAUGAAGUAACACUGGUGGCUGUUCUCUCAGCUUGUGCUAGGCUUGGUGCUUUUGAUCUUGGCAAAAGGCUUUAUCUUCAGUACAUAGAAAAUGGGGUUUUUAAUCGAAAUACCAUUCUUACAGCAGCUGUUAUGGAUAUGUAUGCAAAAUGCGGAAGCAUAGAUUCUGCUCUGGAAAUUUUUCGUAGAGUUGGGAAGAAUAUGAAGACCGGGUUUGUCUUCAAUUCCAUGAUCGCUGGUCUGGCCCAGCAUGGGCUUGGUGAAACCGCUAUAACGGUUUUCAGAGAACUGAUAUCAACAGGAUUAAAGCCAGAUGAAGUAACAUUUGUGGGGGUUUUGUGUGCCUGCGGUCACAGUGGGCUCGUCGAAGAGGGCAAGAAGCUAUUUGAGUCCAUGUUUAAUGCGUAUGGAAUCAAACCACAGAUGGAACAUUACGGUUGCAUGGUUGAUCUUCUUGGACGGUAUGGAUGUUUGGAGGAGGCUUAUGACUUGGUUCAGAAAAUGCCGUUUGAGGCCAACUCUGUGAUAUGGAGGGCUCUACUGAGUGCUUGCAGAACCCAUGGAAAUGUCAAAAUAGGCGAGAUUGCAGGGCAGAAGCUUCUUGAAAUGGAGGCCCGACAUGGAGCUCGUUACGUUCUAUUAUCUAACAUACUUGCUGAUGCAAACCAAUGGGAAGAAGCUAGACAAGUGAGGAAAGUGAUGGAAGAUCAUGGCAUCCGAAAGCCACCAGGAUGGAGCUAUAUAGAGCUGGGAGGAGCUAUUCAUCGGUUUGUAGCAAGCGACAAGUCACACCCACAAGGCAAGGAAAUUGAGCUGAUGCUCAAAGACAUGGCCAUGAGACUAAAAUCUGCUGGCUAUGUUCCCAAUACAGCACAAGUAAUGUUUGAUAUAGAUGAGGAAGAGAAGGAAUCGGUUGUAUCUUAUCACAGUGAGAAAUUGGCUUUGGCAUUUGGGUUGAUGUACUGCAGUCCAACAGAUACCAUAAGAAUAGUGAAGAACCUUAGAAUCUGUGCAGACUGCCACAAAGCAUUUAAACUUGUGUCUGAGAUAUACGGAAGAGAGAUAACAGUGAGGGAUACCAUGAGAUUCCACCAUUUUAGGAAUGGAUCUUGCUCUUGUAUGGAUUUUUGGUGAAAAAAAAAAAAAAUGUGCAGAGCCGUGAAAGACAAAGGCAGGCAAAUUCAGAAAGGUUUUUCCCUGGGUCUUUUUUCUACGAACGUGUUGAGAGAAACAUCAUCACGGAAAACAUGACUUGACCCGAGAACAUAACGACUACGAGAGAAAGCUGCCGGUCGUAGUCUUUGAAUUUUCUUAGGAUCUUUGUCUCUUUCAUUUUCUUAUUCUUCGCGGAGAUUUCCUAGUUUUCUCACUGACGACCUGGAAUGUCCAGUUGUCAUGUUUAUCAUUUAUGCCUCAAAUUUACCUUUUUCUGUGACUUUUAAGUCGUAAGUCUUUUAUUUUAAUUUUUUCAGUCAAAUUAAGACGCAUUGAAAAAUAUAUCAAAGCGACAGUUCUUUUCCC
Vitis riparia (riverbank grape) is the source of this 3075-nucleotide messenger RNA. Its product is annotated as pentatricopeptide repeat-containing protein At2g29760, chloroplastic. The record is from RefSeq and is a predicted model, not a curated record. The coding region runs from base 517 to 2688 and encodes 723 amino acids. Gene Ontology annotation, molecular function: protein binding; zinc ion binding; RNA binding. The transcript is spliced from 4 exons. Lineage: Eukaryota; Viridiplantae; Streptophyta; Magnoliopsida; Vitales; Vitaceae. Gene Ontology annotation, biological process: FAD biosynthetic process; RNA modification.